Molecule: messenger RNA, 780 nt
Organism: Musa acuminata subsp. malaccensis (wild Malaysian banana)
Lineage: Eukaryota; Viridiplantae; Streptophyta; Magnoliopsida; Zingiberales; Musaceae
Source: RefSeq, a predicted model, not a curated record
GAAACGAUGUGCCAGUCCACAUCAAACGCUACAUUAGCUGUGCAGCCAAGUAAAUAACAACGUUGACUUUAUUCGUCUGCCAUGUUCAUCACGUCGUUGAGCUCGAGAGAGGUGUGCAGGGCAAGAAGGCAAAGGAACUGAAGAACAUGGCGAUGCUUAACGUUCAUUCUCCCGUUUUCUCCGCGUGCUCUGUGUUGAUGAGCCUACUGUUUGCUUACUCUGCAUCAGUUCAGCUGGAUGAUCCAGAUUGGUACUUUUGGUUCCCACUCUAUGCCUUUGCCUUCGGCAUCAAUCUUCUCCACUGUGGCUUCACCUCCAACACCCUGAGUCGAUCGGCCAUGUCGAUCCUCUGUGCUGGGAUUCUCUUGCUCGUGAAGGUCAUAGUGGAGGGCUAUGUCGAAGGGGUGGCUGGGCUUUGGUCCUUGAACAUGCGUGAGAGGGUUGUGAGGGAGAAGCUUGGGAGUGGGUUGGUGGUGAUGUCCAUGUUUCUGCAUCUCAAAGCUUCUCAUGCUUCGAAGGAGGCCAAGAAAGGAAGAGGAGAACUAGCAGCAAGAUCUGCUGAAUCCGGGAUGGUGAUUCUUGUGGCAGCGAGCAUUGGACUCACCGUGUACUUCUUCCUCACUGUUCAAGAACACAUGAAGUUUUGACUGCAGGACUGUAAAGAGCUCCUCGUGAUCAGAAUGUAUAUAAAUAUACUAAAUUAUAUAUCGUUACCUUUUCCACUCAGAAUGUUUUGCACAAAAUGCACUUCAACUCUAUUUAGAGAUAUAUUUUUGUUCC